Molecule: messenger RNA, 875 nt
Organism: Prunus dulcis (almond)
Lineage: Eukaryota; Viridiplantae; Streptophyta; Magnoliopsida; Rosales; Rosaceae
Product: calcium-binding protein KIC
Exons: 1
Coding region: 319-699 (126 amino acids)
Molecular function (GO): calcium ion binding
Source: RefSeq, a predicted model, not a curated record
UUGACUUAAAUAUCAAAUGUAUCAUAUUCGAAUCAACGGUAUCAUAAUUGUGUGUAUGUGGGAAAUUUCUCCUCUUUAUAAUUUAGACUAUUGCUUGUACUCAAACAAAAAUAAUGAUGUAUUCUGUAUUGAUGUAUAGCUUCUACAGAAAAAGCAAGCAACUUCCAUAUGCUUGUAAAGGCCUAAGCCAACCAUUAUAUAUAUAUUCUUCAUAGUUGUGCGAAUUCCUUGUGGUAUUUGUUUUUGUAUCAAAGUUUCCACUCUAGCAAACCACAUUAGAAAUAGAAUAUUGUCUUUGAGCAACAGCAGCAGCUGACCAUGGAAACCAAUGGCACCGCAAGAAAGACCACAUCAACAACAGAAUACCAGGACUUGUUGCCAGUUAUGGCAGAGAAGCUGGACGUGGAGAGCUUUGUGUCCGAGUUAUGCGGAGGUUUUCGGCUUCUGGCAGACCCCGGAAGAGGGUUGAUCACCCCGGAGAGCCUGAAGAAGAAUUCGGCGUAUCUCGGCAUGGAGGGGAUGAGCAAAGAGGACGCGGAGGCGAUGGUUGGGGAAGGAGAUCUUGAUGGAGAUGGUGCACUCAAUGAGACUGAGUUUUGUAUCCUGAUGGUGAGGCUGAGUCCUGAGAUGAUGGAAGAUGCUGAGACAUGGCUUGAGAAAGCUCUUGAUCAAGAAACUCAAAAGUCCUCAAGCACUUGAUUCUUGAAUUGCAGUAGCUGAGAAAAAAAAAAUAUUUAUGAUCUCAAUCUGUUUUUGCAACUUGGUUGCUGCAGGCUACUGUUAAUGAUGUUAUUAAAUUGUUGGAUUGGAUGUCAUGGUGUAAUUAACAGGAGAAGAUCAAUGAUUAAGGGUUUGUUGUCCCAUUUGCCCCUUCA